GUGAGAAAAGUAUUGAAUCAAGAAAAUUGCUUCUUAUCCGAUCUCUCUUUCUUCUCAGUCAUGAUGAAACAAUAUUUGUUCAAGAUCGCCGAUCUCUUAACUGCUCCUGUAACCAUUGGUGUUGCUCUUGCUUCAGUGGCUGUCGUAGUUGUGGUUCAGCAUCGGGAAUUUCUCAUGGAGAUAGCCAUGAAGAAGAAGGAGAAUAAGGCGGAGAAGAAGAACUUGAAGGAGGAAGAGACGGUGGAGAAGUAGUCGGCGGCAAACUUGAAGGAACCCGUGGAGUAGAGGAGUUUACUUGUUUGUGUUUUAAUGUUUCUUUUGCUUAAUCAGUUUGUGCUUUUAAUCGUUUGUUUAACAUCGGCAGCUAAUGAUGUUUAGUUUCUUUUACUUUAUUUCCUUCUUUUUUUUUCAAGUUUUAUUAGUGUUAAGCAUUGAAGAACUGAUGACUAAAUCCAGUAGUUUGCUAUAAAUUUGUUUGGAUUACCUCAACCAUCAUCUUAUAUUUUAGUUUCUUCCAGAGUAUAAUUAAUAAUUAUCAGUAGAAUAUGAAUUUUUGUU
Arabidopsis thaliana (thale cress) is the source of this 558-nucleotide messenger RNA. RefSeq lists its product as uncharacterized. NCBI's taxonomy places the organism in Eukaryota, Viridiplantae, Streptophyta, Magnoliopsida, Brassicales, Brassicaceae. The transcript has a single exon. The coding region runs from base 61 to 252 and encodes 63 amino acids. The record is from RefSeq and is marked reviewed.